This is a messenger RNA of Protopterus annectens (West African lungfish), 5062 nucleotides long. RefSeq names its product junctophilin 1 (gene JPH1). Lineage: Eukaryota; Metazoa; Chordata; Ceratodontiformes; Protopteridae. Gene Ontology annotation, cellular component: endoplasmic reticulum membrane; junctional membrane complex; sarcoplasmic reticulum. The transcript is spliced from 6 exons. The record is from RefSeq and is a predicted model, not a curated record. Bases 184 to 2169 code for a protein of 661 amino acids.
CGUGGAGGAGGAGUAGCUGCACAAGCUGGUGCAGAAGAUCGUACCGCUGGCUGAGGAGCUCCUUCUCGUUUGAGUCUGCUUCGCACUCGCUUACAUUACACUUUGGACUGACACGGACUCGCUUGGGGGGGUUCCCGUCCUGCAGUUGCGGGUCUUUUUUUUCCACGUUCCUUUUUUUCCUGAAUGACGGGCGGACGGUUCGAUUUUGACGAUGGCGGCACUUACUGUGGCGGUUGGGAGGACGGCAAAGCCCACGGGCACGGUAUCUGUACUGGACCCAAGGGUCAGGGGGAGUAUUCGGGCUCCUGGUCUCAUGGAUUCGAGGUAGUGGGCGUCUAUACCUGGCCCAGUGGCAACACGUAUCAGGGAUACUGGGCGCAGGGUAAACGGCAUGGUCUCGGCGUGGAGGCGAAGGGCAAGUGGAUAUAUCGGGGCGAGUGGAGUCAUGGCUUCAAGGGGCGUUAUGGGGUGAGACAGAGCAUUAGCACUCCGGCCAGGUACGAGGGCACCUGGAGCAAUGGGCUGCAGGACGGCUACGGGGUGGAGACCUACGGAGAUGGCGGUACUUAUCAGGGACAAUGGCUAGGAGGCAUGAGACAUGGAUAUGGUGUUCGUCAGAGUGUGCCUUAUGGUAUGGCCACUGUCAUUCGCUCGCCGCUCCGAACCUCACUUGCUUCCCUACGUAGUGAGCAAAGCAAUGGCAGUGUUCUACAUGACACUUCUACAGAUAGCCCUGCUGGCACUCGAGGCGGGUUUGUCCUGAAUUUUCACAGCGACUCUGAAGUUAUGACUGGAAAGAAAAAAGGUCUGUUCAGAAGAGGAUCAUUGCUCGGUAGUCUAAAAAUGAAAAAAUCUGAAUCCAAGUCCUCAAUAUCCAGCAAACGCAGCUCUGUCAGGAGUGAAGCUACUAUGAGCCGAAUUAGUUCUAGUGAUGCCAACUCCACGAUAAGCUAUGGGGAUGCUGACUGUGACUACAAUCCUGUAGAAGAUCAUGUUGAUGCUACCACGACUGAGACCUACAUGGGAGAAUGGAAGAAUGAUAAACGCUAUGGGUUUGGUGUUAGUGAACGCUCAAAUGGUAUGAAGUAUGAGGGAGAGUGGAUGAAUAAUAAGAGGCAUGGCUAUGGUUGCACAAUAUUUCCAGAUGGUUCCAAGGAGGAAGGAAAGUACAAAAACAAUGUCUUAGUUCGAGGAAUUAGGAAGCAGCUUAUACCCAUUAAAAACACCAAAACCAAAGAAAAGGUGGAGCGAGCUGUUGAAGGAGCCCAGCGAGCAGCUGCUGUUGCAAGAACCAAGGUGGAGAUAGCAGCAUCAAGAACUGCACAUGCAAGGGCUAAAGCUGAUGCUGCAGAUCAAGCCGCCCAGGCUGCUCGUCAGGAGUCUGAUAUUGCAAGAGCCAUUGCUAGGGAACUUUCACCAAGUUUCCAUCAACCAGGUCUCGAUUACAUAAAACAGAUGUUUCAUGAUGCUGUAGAAGUGAAGGAGGUCCCAGAACAGAAGGUUCAAGAAAAAGUUGAAACUCCAGGAAAAGACAGCCCUCAUUUUUAUCGAAAAGGCACAACUCCUCCAAAUACUCCAGAAGAAAGUCCACCUUCAUCCCCUAUUGUUCCCCUACCAGCAGAGGAUAAAAGGAAAAACUUUAGCUCUAGCAGAAGCGCCAGUGCAGAGUUAAAGAGCACAUCUGAAAUGCAGACAGUUAUCAAACCCUUACCAAGAAAAGGAUCUGUGAAGUCUGAGGUAGCUGUAAAGCCUCCAUUAAAACAUUCAGUCUCUCACAAUCCAAUUAGUCCAGGCAAUGGAGAGUUGCAUUCUCAGUAUCACAGUUACUAUGUUAAAGCUCAGACUUCACUGGCGCGAGAAGAACCAGAAUAUGAUAGCCAUGACCUUUCUCCUAGUGAACUGGCUCGCCUUGUGCCAACUCAGAAGCAAACACCUGGGCGAUCAGCAGCUAGUAAGUCUAAAGCACUUGCCAAAGAAAAUGAGCCUGAGCCAAAAGUGAAGAGAAUGGAAAUGAGUGCACCAAAGAAUAAAGCACAAGAACUCCUCCGAGACGAGGAGGAUGCAUCUGAAAUGGUACAGAGCAAUGCGGGUCCCAAUUCUAUUUUCAUUGGCAUGGUUAUGCUGCUGAAUAUUGGUUUAGCCAUUCUGUUUGUUCAUUUUCUGACUUGAUCAGAAAUGUAAAAGCUAUGCCUGAAUGUGAUUCAACAUAAUUACUUAAUGAUCUAACUGUUUUGACCCUUCAGUGAAGUCUUGACAACUAGUGGUAUUAGCCCACAAUUCUCUGCAGUUGUCAUCGGCUGGUUUAAUGGCACCCGUCAUUCUCAAAGGAAAAGGAAGCUUGAAUUUAAAGUGGGACACAAGAGAGAUGAGCGCUGGAACAUUCAGUCAGUGGGCUGAUCAGUUCACUUAUGAUGAUUUGUAGCUCUGGUGUUCUCUGUGAUCAGCCAUGUGGGAAAGCAAUUAAAAACCUGCUGAAUCAGCGUUAGUAGUGAUGUACAUGGCUAGCACGUCUGAUCUUACACAAUGUGACUAAAGUGGAAAUGUGUGGAGUUGCACUUUUGUAGAUGGACAUUAACAGCUGUCUUAUAAUGUUAACAUCUGAUGUUUGUAGCUUAGAGAUGGGAAAAAAAAAUGACUGACAGAGGAAUGUGGUCAUGGAUUCUGUUGCAGUGGAUCGAAUUUUCAGUGUUCACGUCCUUCUGUUUAGAGGAAAUACAUUGGCAUCAUCACUCUUCAGUCUUAUUCUUUUACCUGCCACCACCGCCAUCUCCUGCGCUGUUCUGGGAGAUUGAAUUUCAGCCCCCAUGUGCAUGAUUUUGUUCAUUUUAGUGUUAAUUUUAAUUUCUACCUUUUAUAUAAUCAGAUUCUGUAACUAUGUCUGGUUCAUAUUUCUUUUGUUAGACACCAUAAGAACAAGAAGUAGCUCUUGUGUCUAAUUGUGCAGUUAUGGAAGGAACGCUCUCCAGAUACUUGGCAGUCCAUAAGACACACAUUAUUUUAUGGAAUGCACAAUUCACAAAAUGUUUUUACAUCAUUACUUUCAUAUCUUAUAGCACUUACAAAAAUACAAGUUAGGCACAGUUAUUAAUACAGCUGAGCCAAGGUAUUUCAUAUUUUAUAGGUAUAUAUAAAAAUUGCUCACUGAGUGUUUAUUUUUAUUGCCAUUUUUAUUUAACUGCUUCAUGGCAACAGUUAAAAAAAAUGCAUAUCCGAGGUUUACCUGCAUAUUUGCAUCUGCUGCUGUUUAGAUGCCUGAAGUUAGUAGCUGGUGGAUUUUGAACUCUGCUGUAUAAAAUAUAUGUAGCUCCAAGACAUCAGCUGGUCUGGGGGCAGACUUGUCUGCAUGGGCACGGUUGCAAUGAGGUGUAGGAAGUAAAUUAUAAUUUUUGUGUUGAACACAUUCAGGUGGAGCAUUUGGGGUACUUUUAAAAUGUUAAUAGACCUGACACCUUUAUGUUCUUAAUGUUCAGCAAAGUUUACCUCGGCAUAAAAACCUCACUUUUUUCUUUUAGACUGUUUUGUCUUAAUUAGUUAAAUGUUUCUAACCAAGGACUGGUCAUUGUGCUGUAUUUUACUUACCCUGAGGUAUUAAGCAUGUUGAAUUUUAAUUUAAUUGCCAAUGGGUUCUGUAUGUGGUAUGACUCACUUGAAGGUUAAACUAGAUUAUGUAGUUUUGAGCAUAUAUUUAAAAUUAAAGGGCUUGUGAUUGUUGUUUUUUUUUAAUUUAUUUGUUUGAAAGUUGUUUUUCAUUUUGUUUUUGAAAUUUUGGACUACUUGUGAGUUGGUAAGUUGCAUGGGUUAACUUAAAAUGACAAGAAAGUAUUAAUAGUGUAGUGAUGCAAAAAAAGAGGGGUAUGAUCUGUGUGGGAUGAGACUUCUCUUUCAAAAUAAUCUGAUUUCAGUACAGUAACAAAAAGUGGUGUUUUUUGCAGAAGUAUGGUGAAAAUCCUGUGUGUGUGACCAGUGUGGAGUAACGAAGAGAACAGAAAGGCAACAUAUGGAAGUGAACCACACUUUUAUAUAAAUAUAUAUAUAUUUGAAAAUGAAUUACAUUUGGAAUUCUAACACUAAAAGAUGUGUGUAAUUCUUGAGGGUCAAUCAUGAAUGUAACACUUGAUCCUUGCCUGACAAAAUUUUGAAAUGUGUUUAACUUGUUCUCAACCAGCCUAAGAUUGUGAGUGUAAAUGGUUAAGAAAUUAAAAGAAAUCUUUAUACAAUGUACGCAUGUCAAGUUAAUUUAUAAAUAUGUACAAUUUCUAAGCUUUUUUUAAAAAGCUCAAGUCAGAUACUGUUGUAUUUUUCUAAGAUGUGCACAGCUGUAUUUUAAAAUGAAAUGCUCUUUAUAACUGGUUGUUAUAGUGUACACGACAUUUUGUACAGUGUAUGGCUGCUGCUGCUUAACUUUUUCAUACUUUACCAUUUUGAAUAUUUGUUUUUUAUUUUUGUCCUGAGAAAGAAAUUUGAUUUAUAGUUCUUUGAACCCAGCCUGCAACAUGCAUGUUUUUUCAGCUGUAGAUCCUGUACUUAAAUUUCAGACCUUCUUAAAUGACUGUGUCUACAGUGGUUUUAACUCAGCCUCAGCCUAUCUACUUUUAUACAGCUGACUCGUAUGCUAACCAAGUCAGCUGCAAGGCUGAACUUGCAGUUUUUCCAAGCUGAUACCAGAUUCUUAUUUUAUAUGUUUUUCCACUAAGAAACAAACUGUGCCUUGUAAUAUCAGCAGCAAAAAGUUUUAUUUUAUUUUUGAUAGAAAGUUCUGUUUGAAAAGUCCCCGCUUAAUGCCCCUAGAUAUUUCUUAGACAGAUAUGCUCAGUGAGCAUAAAAGUCAGUUGCUUACCUGUUUCUUCUAGUUUUACAUAUAUAUAUAUUAUAAACAUGAUGGUUUCCUACAUGUCUGUAAUGAGGAAAGUUAUAGUUCAGUAAGAAAUUGUUUUUACUAGAUGUUUGUGUUUCAGUCAAAACACAUUAAUGAUGUCCACUACAAUAUGGAAUUAUUUAAAUACAUGUAAAGUUAAAAAGACAUACCUUAGUAUUUAUUUAAUAAAGUAUAUGUUUUCUGAAA